UUUUCCCCCUCCUCCGUCUUCCUGUUUUCUCACUCUCUGUUUCUUCCCUGGCUGCUCUCAAGACAUUGCUCCCAUCCGGAAAAACUUUUUUACCAGAGCCUCCGGCUUCAGGGACUGUCACUGUCUAUGUGCAUGCCUACAUCUGUCUGCGAAAGCUUUCUCUUUGUUUCUUUUCUCCCUCUAGCUGACUGCUUUUUUUGUGUCUCCUCAUCCGUUCGUUCAUCAUCAUUUCUCGCAUUCCAGUCUGCCUUUCUUUUCGUUUUUUUCUUUCUUUAGCCAGUUUAAUUUUUCUGGUAGGUAAUAACAUUCUAAGCAUAGAAAUCUACAUUUGAUCUUAGAAGCAGGUAUAAUCUAACAUUUUUCAUUCUAUGGGACAAUAUAUUGCGUAUUGUAGCGGAUAUGUAGGAGAUAACAUUUUGAGCAUCUGUCCAGAAAGUAUAAUUAGGCGACUCACUUACACUAUGCACAAGUAUACAUAGGAUUGUCCUGUAGCACAGCUUUCCUACUACCAAGUGGAUGGUAAAUUCUUUGUCGUGGACGCUGUCCUAUUCCGGAUGAGGUAAUCAUGAGAGGUAACAGGCAAUAAUAAGCAGUGACAGUAAAGUGUCAAACGGACAAGGCUAAAUACACAUAGACAACACACAGGGACACUUUCUGUAAUUUCAGCAUGGCUCCAGCACGUUUCUAUCCUACAUUUUCUAUCCUGAUCCUCUGGUUGGGAACAUUUGUUUGUUACUUUUCUCCGGCUGCAUCGCGUGAGCGCUUCAAGGUGGUCUUUGCCCCAGUAGUAUGUCAAAGGACAUGUCACAAAGGCUAUUGUCAUGACGUCUGCAAACCUGGGAGCAACAUGACGCUGAUAGCUGAGAAUGGAGGUUCCACAGACACGCUGACAGGAUCUGGAUUUAGAGUGGUGGUUUGCCCCAUAACAUGUAUGAACGGUGGCCAGUGCUCCUCCAACAAUCACUGUCUAUGCCCUCCGGAAUUCACAGGGAGAUUUUGUCAGUUCCCUGCUGUUCUCGGAGGGGGUGUGGGGCGAAGUCCAAGUGAGGUGAAUGAAGGAGAAGGAAUGGAGGCAUCCUCAGGGAAACAUGCAGUCUACGCUGUGCAAGUUAUUACAGGAGAUGAUGAUUCUGAAGGCAAAGGGGUGAAAAUCAGCCAGUCUGCUCUUACAGUACCACUGGGCCCUGGACACAGUUCUGCGGAAGUUCAGGUCCUUCCACCUCUUUUAAAUGUCCGAGUUCAUCACCCACCUAAUGCAUCCAUACAAGUUCAUCGUAUUGAGGGACUUGGAGCUGAAGGAACAGCAGGAGGUGGUAGCCAACACUUACUAGCUCAUCCCGAAGGAAAUAAGGCAGCACCAUCCCGACCUGUCACCUACAAACCUCUAGGACGAUGUUUUCAAGACACCCUACCUAAACAAGCUUGUGGCUCUAACCCUCUACCUGGACUGACCAAGGAAGAAGAUUGUUGUGGCAGUGUGGGAACAUCUUGGGGACACCACAAAUGUAAUAAAUGCCCCCAGUUACCAUAUUCUGGCACACAGAAAACUGCACCAUUCCGAGGAGAACUUGGUUCAGAUUGUCCACAGGGCUAUAAAAGACUCAACAGCACUCAUUGCCAGGAUAUAAAUGAGUGCAGCAUGCAAGCAGUAUGCCAAAAUGGAGAUUGUCUGAAUACACAAGGAAGCUUCAGAUGUGUGUGUAAACAUGGCUAUGUCUUCAUCUCUUCACAGAUGCGCUGUACACAAGAGAAGUCUGAUGUAAAAAGUCUGUGCUACAGACUUAUAGGCCAAGAAGGCCAGUGUCAGCACCCAAUUUCGAUUUGGAUGACUCAGCAACUAUGCUGCUGUAGUGUCGGAAAGGCUUGGGGUCCUCAAUGUGAAGCAUGUCCUGCUGAAGGAACAGCAUCUUUUGCCGAGAUAUGCCCAGCUGGGAAAGGCUAUCACAUCUUUAGUACUCAUCAUACUUUUAUGAUUCAGGGUCAAAGUGAAAUCACUCUCCAUUUGCAACCAGAUUUAGGGGAUCAGCAGGCUAUUCCACCUCCAAACAUCCCAGAAUUUCCUCCACCUCAAAAGAUACCAGAACUCGAUUCUAAUGAAGGGCAACGUGAAGUAACUGAAUCUAUGCUUCCUGUAUUCAUCACAAAAGCAGAAGAAACUAUGUCUUUGCCAUCUCUUUUUCCACCAGAGCCUGCACUUGUUUUGAAACCCACAACUGUGGCUGUCCGAAAAAUACCUGCCGAAUAUGACACACGAAGUGCUGCUGAAAUUGCUCCUACACAACUAACAGAAACUGAUGAAUGCAAAAUGAUAAGAAACCUAUGUGGACAUGGAGAAUGCGUCUCAACUCCCGCAGGGUUCUACUGCAUUUGUAAUCCUGGAUACUAUCCAGAUCCUGAGAAGAGGGUUUGUGUAGAUAUUGAUGAAUGUAAGAAUGAACCUUGUGGUCCUGGAAAGGGGUUGUGUCUGAAUACGGCUGGAUCAUUUAACUGUCAUUGUCAUCAUGGAUACAGGCUAAAUGUAUCGCAUGGACAAAGAUCUUGUGUGGAUGUUGAUGAGUGUUCACGAUCUGGAACAUGUGGUGACCCACGUAGUUGUGUUAAUUUUCCGGGACACUACAAAUGCGAAUGUCAAAUCGGAUACAAAAUAAAAAGCAGAAGACCAUUUUUAUGCGAAGACAUCAACGAGUGUAUAACACAACAGCAAUGUCUUGGAGGACAAUGUGUAAACACUCCAGGCUCCUUCCGAUGUCUCUGUCCUGAAGGCUACAGACUAUAUAACAAAGGAAACCAACAGAUGUGUCAAGAUAUAGAUGAGUGUUCACUAUUCCCACAAAUCUGCGCCCCUCAUGGCAAGUGUGAGAAUUUGGAUAGAUCAUAUAAGUGCAUCUGUGACACUGGCUAUGCACCUAGUGAAGACCAGAAGAGAUGUGAAGAGGUUUCUCGUGGGUCAGUUCUCAAAGACUGCUUCUUAAGUCUGGAUGACACCCUGUUCUGUGACAGUGUUCUUGCUGUGAAUGUCACACGAGAGCAGUGUUGCUGUUCCUUGGGUGCAGGAUGGGGAGACCACUGUGAGAUCUAUCCCUGUCCUGUGCACAGCUCAGCUGAGUUUCUAUCACUUUGCCCAGAUGGUAUUGGCUUCAUUGUUGACCUUGGCAUUAUGAGUUAUGGUAUUCCCACAUAUCGCGACAUCGAUGAAUGUGAGUUAUUUGGACAAGAAAUUUGCAAGGAAGGAAAGUGUGUGAAUACACAACCCAGCUAUGAAUGUUACUGCAAACAUGGGUAUUAUUAUGAUACCCGAUUACUACAAUGCAUGGAUGUAGAUGAGUGCGUAGACGAGUCAAACUGCAUAAAUGGCCAGUGCAUUAACACUCGAGGCUCUUUUUAUUGCCGCUGCCCUCUUCAUAUGCAAUACCAUGCUGAACACAAGCGAUGUAUGCCCAAUCCUGAACCAGAUCGCACUGAAUCCCUGGACAUCUGCUGGCAGAUACGAGGUACAGAUGGAAUUUGUUCUCAUCAAAUGAAUGUCCCUCAGUUAUCACUGAAUGAAUGCUGCUGUCGACAAGGUCAAGGUUGGGGUCCUAGAUGUCUCUCCUGCCCACCCAGGCAUGCUCUGGCCUGCUCAGUCUCGCACAGUGGGGCUAACUCAUUCUGGGAGUUCAGUGCACAUCAUGUAAAAAGAAAGUCACGCAGAGAUGGUGAGAGCUCAGAAGAGCUCUCGGAGGAGUGUCAUUGUGUCAAUGGCCGUUGUGUUAGAGGUCCUCAUGGUGUCUCAUGUGAGUGCCAGAGUGGCUUCCAAUUGGACAUAACUAGAACACGCUGCAAUGAUCUGGAUGAAUGCAGACAAAAGAAUCCAAGAGGAGCUCUCUGCAAAAACAGCCGUUGUAUUAACACAAGAGGGUCAUUCCGAUGUGAAUGUAAAGCAGGUUACACGCGCUAUCGUCAUCCUCACAUAUGUGUGCCACAACAGAGGAAAAGAUAGAAUGAUCUCUCAGUCACUAGAUCAUUACCGGUAUGCGACCAGUACAGAUGAGCCAUCACAAAAGCUCCAUGAUGGAAAACGAGAUGUGAUGUGAAUUAAAGUAUUGAGAAACAUGUUCUUUGUGGUAAAUCUUUGUCUAGCAAUUAAGUAGUUUAUUAAAUUCAUACUCAUAUUGUCUGGAUAUUUAUGAAAAGGGGACCUAUAAGCGCCCCUCUUGUACAGGCACCUGUGUACAAGCAGUAGGGACCAUUACAAGAGUGUCUAUAUAUAUGUAUAUAGCUGUAUACAGGGGCAGAAGAAAUGCUAUCUGGAUGCUUGGGGUGAUUUGGGAUUAGGGUUUUUCUGUCAUCUACAUUCUAAUGUAUAUAUACAUUUACAUUAUUUAAAGGCUUUUUCAGAUAAACCCAUUUCAAUGGCAAAUGCACUUUGAAGGUAUGUGUACCAAAUGUGGAUGUCCACUUACAAUAAAUAGCUUGGGGAGAAUGGAUAAAUACUAUGCAGCAAUGGCACAUCUCAGUUUCCCCAAUUCAGCUUUUCAAGACUUGUCAAAUAACAAGGAACCCCUUGUCAAAUUAUAUGUUCAGUUUAAGGGGUUGUCUGCUUUUUUUUUUUUUUUUAAUGAAGACCUAUCCUCAGGAUAGGUCAUCAAUAUCAUAUUGGUGGAGGUCUGGCUGUUUGAAGAGAAAGCAGUGCUGGUACAAGC
Molecule: messenger RNA, 4682 nt
Organism: Bufo bufo (common toad)
Lineage: Eukaryota; Metazoa; Chordata; Amphibia; Anura; Bufonidae
Gene: LTBP3
Product: latent transforming growth factor beta binding protein 3
Exons: 24
Coding region: 668-3979 (1103 amino acids)
Molecular function (GO): calcium ion binding
Source: RefSeq, a predicted model, not a curated record